AUCACCUGCACAGCAAAAUCCCAAAAAGCACUACUUUCUCUCUCCUUCAUUUCUCACAUUCAUCGCCAAAGACAACAACACCACCUCUCUCCUUCUACUAUUUGCUUCCUUAACCGUAAUCCAUUUGUCGCCUUUUCAACUACUUUACGGAUCAUCAUCUUCCAUUCUCGCAAAGAUCUUUAGGGGAAAAAAGUGAGAAUGUCUUUUCUCGGCACACAGGAGAAGUGCAAGGCUUGUGAGAAGACUGUUUAUCCUGUUGAACUUUUGUCUGCGGAUGGAAUUCCUUAUCAUAAGUCUUGUUUCAAGUGCACCCAUUGCAAGGGAACUCUUGUGCUGAGCAAUUACUCCUCAAUGGAAGGUGUUUUAUACUGCAAGCCUCACUUUGAGCAGCUCUUCAAGGAGACAGGCAACUUCAACAAGAAUUUUCAGUCACCUGCAAAGUCAGCUGAGAAGUUAAGUCUAGAACAGACGAGGUCGCCUAACAAAGCAGCGAGCAUGUUUUCUGGUACUCAAGAUAAAUGUGCUACUUGUGCUAAGACAGCUUAUCCAUUGGAGAAGGUAACCGUGGAGAGUCUAACAUAUCACAAGUCAUGCUUCAAAUGCUCUCACGGUGGAUGUGCCAUAACUCCAUCAAGCUAUGCAGCUCUUGAAGGAAUAUUGUACUGCAAGCAUCAUUUCUCUCAACUUUUCAAGGAGAAGGGAAGCUACAACCACCUUAUUAAAUGCGCAUCCAUGAAGCGAGCAGCAACAGCAGCAACAGCUGCUGCAUCUGUUGUUCCAGAUGCUUGAUCAGGUUUUCUCUCUUAUUUCGAAAAUUGAGAUUUUUUUUCCCAUGAUUUGGGCAUUCCUUCAUAUGGUGAAAUUGUGUGUAUCUUCUUCAUCUUUUGGUAUUCUCUUUAUGGAUUAUUAUGUGGGCUCUCUUUGUCACUUUGUGUUUGGAAUCUUGUGUUGUUUGUUUGGUACAUCAAAUUGUUCAUUUUUCUCUAAUGGUGAGAAAACUUUCAUGGAUUAAUAUUACUU
This is a messenger RNA of Impatiens glandulifera, 1020 nucleotides long. Its product is annotated as LIM domain-containing protein WLIM2b-like. The transcript has 6 exons. Gene Ontology annotation, cellular component: actin cytoskeleton; plasma membrane. Lineage: Eukaryota; Viridiplantae; Streptophyta; Magnoliopsida; Ericales; Balsaminaceae. Bases 199 to 789 code for a protein of 196 amino acids. Gene Ontology annotation, molecular function: actin filament binding. Gene Ontology annotation, biological process: actin filament bundle assembly. The record is from RefSeq and is a predicted model, not a curated record.